UCCUUGGUGACGACACUUCCUGUUUUCUCUCGGCACGUGUUGAACUGUUGACGAUAGAGAAGAAUUAAUCAAGUCUCGUUUUAAAGUCAUAUACCAAGACAAUGGGCUUGUUUUCUAUAAAAAGCAAGAAACAGUAUGUCAAAAAGGGUGGUCGGAGGAAAAAGGGGUAUGUCCCUUGUAACAGAACAGAGAAGAAGAAGCAGAAGAGGAACACGAGCAGUCAGGUGCUGGUGGAGGAUGAUGAGUUAAUGAGCCGGGAACAGCUGCGGAAGAAGCUGAAGAACCGGAACACCAGUAUCACAGUAUCUGGCAAACGUCGACAAAAGAUGUUGAAGAGGCUCCGACACACAGUGAAAGAUGACAGCAAGUUGAUACAAGUGGAUGCUGAAAUGGAGGAGGAACCAAAACAGAAGAAGAGCAAGAAGAAGAGCAAGAAGUCAGGGGAAGUGGAUAUGGAUGAAGAGUUGUAGUCAUUGAGACGAGGAAGAUACUACUUCAUGUCAGCCUGAUUGAUUCACACAUUAAAGCAUGGUUGGUUUGGAAGAGUGAUUCAGUUCAUGGUGAAUGCCAUUGGAUAUCUAGCAGAACAUGCACACCUCUUGUGGAAAUGAUUGGUUUUGACCAUUGGCAUGACUGUCACAAAACUUCUGACAAAACCACUGUUCAUGAGCACCACAUCCAGUGGGAUGGUUGUCGGAAAUGUUUGCCAGAUGCCGUAGUGAUCUGAAUAUUGUGUUAAAAGGAUCACUGUAUAUGUGCUUGUCAUUAAUCGUGUAUGUUGGGAGUCCAAGAGUCAAGAGCUCACGUUGGACGUUGUAAAUAUCUGUAAAUAUGUCAACAUAAGCUGUUGUUUCUCUCUGUCACUGUCAUGUAUAUCAGAUCUUUUACUUGAUAUGAUACAUCUCUUGAUGGAGAUUGGGAAUGCCUCCAUAGCUGUGGAGGCUUCUGAAUGCUAGGAAUGAGCAGGGGUGAUGGGUUCAAACUGACCUUGUUCAAUUCCCACAUGGUACAAUUCGUGAAGCCCAUUUCUGGUGUUCCCUGCCGAGAUAUUGCUGGAAUAUUGCUAAAAGUGGCGUAAAACCAAACUCACUCACUAGUAAUGAGUAGAGAUAUUCAGACACAUAUAUUUGAUUUCUGUCUCUCAAAUACAAAUCAUCAGCAUUAUCAAAUAAACAGCAGCCUUUUAUUAAAAGUGUUUGGGAUAUUUUCUAUAUUCUGUCAUUUCUAAGUGCCAUGUGAUUACUCAUCCUGCAGCUUUUUUGAAUGGCAUAUAUAAAUGACAGGAUCCUGAUCCACAAAGCGUUCGUAAUGUUACAACCUGUUGUAACUAUAUUGUUUAUCAUAGGCUUAUGAAUGAUGUAGUGAUGUAACGCUUUGUGGAUAGGGUCUAUGGGGGUUUAUCGAAUCAAAGGAAUCUAUGUUAAACUGUGUCAUGAUAUCUGAGGCAGGCCUUUGUCAGAAUUAUUCAAACAGUUACACACAUAUCCUACAAGAAGGACAUAAUCUCCAGCGUGCCGUUAUACCCCUAUCGACCUCACCUCCCACAUUAGUGUCAUGGCACCUCCCUCCGAUAGUGUCAACUAUGGAGGGUAUUUAUCUUCUGAUGUGUUUUUCUUUAGUUACUCGUAAAAGUUCUGAAUUAUGAUGGUAAAGAAAUUAUUCCAAUUUAGUUGAGAAUGCUUACAUUUGAUUGGCUUAAGAGCACUAAGAUUAAGAUUGGGGGUCAAGGUUUGCACAAGGUCAUGACCUUGACAUGACCUUCUAAUGAAGUGUCAUCAGAUCUUGUAGCGGAGAUGUAACCUCCUGAAGUAAAAGAUCUGAAAGUGGAUUAGUGACUCCUUGAGAUGUAAAUGUCUUGCAUUAAAAAAAUACUGACAGAU
This is a messenger RNA of Haliotis rubra (blacklip abalone), 1880 nucleotides long. RefSeq lists its product as uncharacterized. Lineage: Eukaryota; Metazoa; Mollusca; Gastropoda; Lepetellida; Haliotidae. The transcript has 4 exons. Bases 102 to 470 code for a protein of 122 amino acids. The record is from RefSeq and is a predicted model, not a curated record.